GUCAAUAUAUCACAAGUAUUACAAGUUCAACAAGCUCAGUACGAACUACAAAGCGAUUUUUUACAUCUGUCAAAUGGCGCAAGCUUUCACCUAUUAUCCUUUGGAUCCGUCCUCUAAAUGUAUUAGGCUUCUUGAAUUACUGCCAUCUUCACCGUCUGAAACCGUUCGCUGCAAACUACAUGUUGUCGACCGAACCUGCUGUCCAUCUUACGUUGCUUUAUCAUAUACCUGGGGUUCUCCGCAAAACAGGCAACCAAUUGAUUUGGAUGAUAUGGAGUUUCACGUGCAAGAAAAUCUGGGGAACUUUCUGAGUACCAUGAGAUUAUGCCGGAGAUGGCAGCUCUUCUGGAUUGACGCAAUAUGUAUCAAUCAGUCCAGUAUUUCGGAGCGGAAUCACCAAGUCAACAUGAUGAGGGAUAUAUAUGCCGGAGCAGAACUUACGGUGGUAUGGCUAGGCCAAGCCACUGAUUCCAGUGACCUCGCUAUCAAAUGUAUCGCAAAUCCAGGUCUACCAGCUCAAGAAACCAGAUCAGCCUUGGAGAAAGUAUUACAAAGUCUACUGGAGCAACCAUAUUGGAGUCGAAUAUGGAUUGUUCAAGAGCUCAUGCUCGCAAAACACGUCAUGUUUUACCGCGGCACAAAGAGCUUUAGUUAGCAUCAGUUGGCAUCUCUUCGCCAGACGAUAAAAACCCAUGUCGUGCACCAUGAUUCAUUGGGUAUCUCAAAAUGUACAGGUUCGGUGAUGAUCGCACAGAAAGUACUCUGGGAUAGCCUUCCUAAAGAUGACCAGCACUUACCCC
Aspergillus neoniger CBS 115656 is the source of this 800-nucleotide messenger RNA. Its product is annotated as HET domain-containing protein. The transcript has a single exon. NCBI's taxonomy places the organism in Eukaryota, Fungi, Ascomycota, Eurotiomycetes, Eurotiales, Aspergillaceae. The record is from RefSeq and is a predicted model, not a curated record. Bases 74 to 655 code for a protein of 193 amino acids.